This is a messenger RNA of Ochlerotatus camptorhynchus, 2390 nucleotides long. RefSeq names its product RAS oncogene family member Rab40 (gene Rab40). Gene Ontology annotation, molecular function: GTPase activity; GTP binding. Gene Ontology annotation, biological process: intracellular signal transduction; protein localization to plasma membrane. The transcript has 4 exons. Bases 520 to 1341 code for a protein of 273 amino acids. The record is from RefSeq and is a predicted model, not a curated record. Gene Ontology annotation, cellular component: endosome; plasma membrane; synaptic vesicle. NCBI's taxonomy places the organism in Eukaryota, Metazoa, Arthropoda, Insecta, Diptera, Culicidae.
UACAAGAAAAAAGGAAAAGUUUACUCCAAGUUUAUACUGCUGCAUUUUUUCCCCGUAUAGAAAACGGCGUCAAAUUUGCGAAAACCGAGGUUAAACUGUUGCCCAGUACAGUGUUCAAAGUGCAGUAGCUGCAGAUUAAGAUACAUCCGCGAAAGAAAAGGUGAAAGCAAUCGCAGAUUCUGACGAUUGUGUUGGACUACUGCGUUGCAAGUGGUAGAGCCAGCCGAAAAGUUGGUCGGAGUGAAAAAGACCUCCCCGCCCCCCCGCGAAGAACCGGAAUCGCAGGCGGAUCUCGUCGGAAUCGUUAGUGGACGGGAAACGGGUUCUCUGAUUUGCGAGUGUCGCAGAGUAGCUGAAUCCAGCGGAAGGCAAUUUGAACUCUCGGACUUGGACGCAUCUAUGGCUGCGAAAGGCCUACCGUUGGCCGAAAUUGAGAAUCGUUAAUUGAAAUUCACAACAAUCUAAAACGACGAGAACUGUCGCCGAACAGGAAAUUAAAUCACAAACCCUCGAAGGAAUAUGGCAAAAGAAUAUGAUUACUUGUUGAAGGUGCUUCUGGUAGGCGAUAGCGACGUUGGCAAGCAGGAAAUUCUGUCCGGAUUGGACGACGGCUCGUCGGAGAGCCCAUUCUGCAGCGGAAGCACUGCAUACAAAACCACCACAAUCCUGCUGGACGGCAAACGAGUCAAGCUGCAGGUUUGGGACACGUCCGGUCAGGGUCGCUUCUGCACCAUCAUCCGAUCGUAUUCCCGUGGAGCUCAGGGCAUCAUCCUAGUGUACGACAUCACCAACAAAUGGAGCUUCGAUGGGCUGAGCCGGUGGCUCAAGGAAGUCGAAGAGCACGCUCCGGGCGUUCCGAAGGUGUUGGUCGGUAAUCGAUUACACCUGGCCUUCAAACGACAGGUCGCUGCCAAGCAGGCGGAACUGUAUGCUUCCCGGAACAAGAUGGCCUGUUUCGAGAUUUCCCCACUGUGUGAUUUCAACAUCCGGGAAUCGUUCUGCGAGCUCGCUCGGAUGGCCUUGCAUCGGAACGGUAUGGAACGGAUCUGGCGCUCGAACAAGGUCCUCUCGCUGCAGGAACUCUGCUGUCGAACGAUCGUCCGGCGGACCAGCGUCUAUGCCAUAGAUUCACUCCCGCUGCCGCCGUCGGUUAAGUCCUACCUGAAGUCGUACGCCCUCACCUCGUCCCAGUGUCUGAACACGUUCCUGCAUCACAACACGGCACCCACCUCCAAUGCGAAGAACUUCAAGUGCAAAACACCCACCGGCCACCUGAAGCUGCACCGAAGUGGCAUCGGCAUCGGGGGCGGCAGUAUGCGAAACAGCUGCGUGAUAUCCUGAUUGACGUCGAUCGUGGCGUCGCUGCGGCGCAUCUUCAUCAGACGCCGGCGCCGGUCAAGGAAUGGUGGUGGUGCCAGCGGGUGUGGUAGUAGUCGAAGGAGUAGUCAUCACAGCACAUCGGCCGGCAUCAUUGGGAACACUACGGCCACCAUCACCGGGCGGCGGAUGUCCAAUGGCUAUGGCAGCGGCGGCGAGCAGAGUAGUUGUUGUUUUUAGACGAAGAGUUAGUAAGUACUGAACUGUUUUUUUUGUCUGUUUUUUAUUAGGCAUAGGUCAAUGGGAAUAAGUGGGACGGAGAGAGUCACUUCUACUCAGUUGUAUGGAGAAAUUAAAAAAAAAACUGCGGCGCUGAGUUACUGCAGUUUUUAGAAAUUUCUCCAUACAACUGAGUGGAAGUGACUCUCUUUCGCUCUGAGUUAUUCUCAUGGGCCGUGUGUGUCUUCAUCGGCCUGUUUGUGUCGGUGGCGACCAAUGCUUCAUUUAUGAUAUUAUUGUUCCAGUUUUCCUUGCUAAUUAUUGUUUUUUUUUUCGCUUAAGACUCCUAAUACUUAAUCAAAGUGACGGUUUUAAAAGUUAUGCUUAGUUUUAUUUUCGUUGUUAGCUUUGGAACUCCGUUGACAAAGAUGAAGCUUUAGGGCAGUACAAUGUUCACACCAAGAACAAAAUCCCCAACACGAACAAUACGAAAGGUCUAGCGAUCGAUUCUCUUCGUAGAUUUUCUCUUUGAAUCUUUGCAGAUUCAGUUCGGUGAUAGAAGCUAUUAUCUAGCUGUCGUCUAAUACGACAAACGCAGAAUUCAGGAAACGUUUUUUAUAGUCGAGUAAUUAAUGGAAGAUAUCAGAUUACAUUGGGCCUUUUGCAUUGUUCGGCUUGGAUGCUUCUGGGCACCUCCUGAUAAACCCUUGGAAAGCUCCAUAUCCCACAAUGUAGGCAUUUAAACCUUCUGAAGAAGGCCAACGAGCUUUCGUUGGACUCAUCUGAACUUAAUUUAAAACUUAGGCAAAAGUCUCCAUACAAUUUUAGAGUGAAUCCUUCUAAAGAGUUCUAAA